Messenger RNA from Penicillium macrosclerotiorum, 330 nucleotides. RefSeq lists its product as uncharacterized. NCBI's taxonomy places the organism in Eukaryota, Fungi, Ascomycota, Eurotiomycetes, Eurotiales, Aspergillaceae. Bases 1 to 330 code for a protein of 109 amino acids. The record is from RefSeq and is a predicted model, not a curated record. The transcript has a single exon.
AUGAUGCCUCCCAAGGGAGCCCAAUAUAAUACCACGAUGCCAGAAGCGCAAGGGCUCAAGUAUGAUGAAUCCGAGAUGGCUCUCUUCCAUGCGAAACUGUCAUACCACUCUACUAUCGAUGAGCGAAUGGCCUCUCAAGAUACCAAUCUCGCAUCAAUCUCCGAGGCGCAGGCAAAGAUAUUGAAACGUUGGGAGAUGCUGAAACAGGCAGAGAAAGAAUUGGCAGAGAAGGGGGAAAGCAUGUCGCCGACCGACAAAAGACAGCUUGCACAAUAUGAAUGGCGAUACAAUCACUUAGAGAAAACGGCAACAAAGGCCGCGAGCGGGUAG